Nematolebias whitei (Rio pearlfish) is the source of this 723-nucleotide messenger RNA. RefSeq names its product eukaryotic translation initiation factor 4 gamma 1. The transcript has 9 exons. Lineage: Eukaryota; Metazoa; Chordata; Actinopteri; Cyprinodontiformes; Rivulidae. The record is from RefSeq and is a predicted model, not a curated record. Bases 157 to 723 code for a protein of 188 amino acids.
GGCUUCGGAGAGGCUUUCAGUCCGUCCGGCUCUGCGGACUCAAGGAGAGAAAGGAACAAGGAUUUUUCCUCAAUCUAAGUACAUUUGGGACCUUAAGAAAUUAAUAAAUACUUGUACACAGGUCCACAUCUGCCUCCCCAUGCAGAUCUCAAUGAAAUGAAUAAAGCACCACAGCCUAUAACAGGACACCCCUCUGCCCCCCACCCCGCUCCCUCCCCUGGUCUUUCACAGCACCCAUUUCCCCCUGGGCAGCCCCCCUCAGUUGUGUUUGCAGCCUCCGCACCCCAACAAAUGAACCCCACACCACAGCCCCGACAGUUUGCCCCUGGGCCCCGACCUUUACACCAACAGGGAAGCUUCAGGUCGCUGCAGCCCUACUACGCCAAUAGGGCCAGCCUGCCUCCCAGCAACGGGCCUCGGGGCGUCCCACCCAGCACAGCUCCUCGCCCUGUGACACCCACCCAUGUUUACCAGGCGGGCCCUGGCUCCCAAAUGAUGAUGAUCCCUCAGCAGCAACUGCCCUUUGCCAGUUCACAAGGACCUGCUUAUUUCAUACCUGGACAGUACCGGUCACCAACCUAUGUGGCCACACCUCAGCAGUACCCGGUCCCAGCAGGCACCCCCGGCUUCUACCCAGGCACCAGCCCUGCGGAAUAUGGUACUUAUGGUAAGAGGCUCUACCUGGGGCCUCCUGCACCACUCACCAUGGAUCGUGUUCUGUAA